Molecule: messenger RNA, 1160 nt
Organism: Rubroshorea leprosula
Lineage: Eukaryota; Viridiplantae; Streptophyta; Magnoliopsida; Malvales; Dipterocarpaceae
Source: the annotation of a GenBank genome assembly
CCGGUCCGGAUACUUAUAUACGGACCAAUCCCGAUCCGUAUAAUAAAUUAAUAUAUAUGGUUUUGAAAUUAAUGUAUACAGACCGAUUUCAGUCCGUAUACGUCAUUUUUUAAUAGUGUAGGGACCGAUCCCAGUCCGUAUAAUAAUAUAUGGACCAGGAUCGGUCCAUAUAUAUCAUUUAAAAAAAACAACAAAAAAUAAAGAAAACAGAUUUAUUUUAUUUAAUAAUUACGUAAUUGUCACGCCCCAGAACCCAAAUCCAGGGACGCGACAGACGCCGUGCACUCGUGAGACGGGUCCCAUAAGUGCAUAAGGCUCGGAACUUAUUCAAAUCACAAUCUAAUACCACAAAGUUUCAAGAUAAAAUUUUACAAUCUGCUCUAAUAUCAUGAAAUCUCCAAACACACUUUAGCUUGCAAGAGCAUGAUUUAUUUCUAAAUCUAUACCAAUCUCAAAAUGGCUAGCCUUCUAACUCGUCACUCCCCUCGGUUUCCCCAUCCUCGGUAUCCCUUCCUAAAAUGGUGGACAAGGAAAACUAUGAGAUAACUCAGUAAGUAAAUAUGGAUAGCCCUUGGGUAAAACUUUUAAGCUUGCCAGACAAACCAUGUAAAACAGAAUCAGAUUCAGUUCAAUAUCAAAGCCUUCAUGACAAACCGUUCAUGCAGAAUAAAACUCAGUUCAGUAGUCUCAUCUAUAAGUCAUGGCCAGCGUUUAUAAACCUCCCACUAGCGGGCACAGUAGUUGCCAAUGUUUAACCCCAUAGGCAAGGUUACAGAAGUGCCAGUGUUUAAUAACUCCCACUGGCAAGCGUCAGUAAUGGUGCCAGUGUUUACAACUCCCACUGGUAGGCGAUAGUAAUUACCAAUGUUUAACCCCAUUGGUAGGGUGAACCGGUUCUACAGAAAUACAUGUCAACAUGUGCUAGCGUUUAUAAACCUCCCACUAGCGGGCACAGUAAUCAGUAAUCAGUAAUCAUGACUAUAUCCGAGACAAAACCAUGCAGAGUUUACAGAAAAACCCGGAUUUCACAAUCAAUCCCAAUUUCAAAAAUAACCAGAAAAAUUCCAUGUGGGCAUGGAUUUAUCAGAAAACUCAAAAUUUACAAACUCUCAAUUCAUUAAAACAGUUCAGUCAAUUCCAAAUAGACAUGCUGUACUCAA